AUGGCCACAGGGCCCGAGUGGGGCGCAGCCUUAGCUCCAGACGGGAGGGCAGCUCCUCGGGGUCCCCCAGCUGAAAGCAGACCCUCCUACCUGGACCUGGGAGAGACGAGAAAAGGACCUGAGCACUGGCACAAGGACUUUCCCAUCGCCAAGGGCAACCGCCAGUCCCCCGUGGACAUUGACACCAAAGCAGCGGCUUACGACCCCGCACUGAAGCCCCUGAGCAUCUCCUACGAGCAGGCGACGUCCAGGAGGAUCCUCAACAACGGCCACGCUUUCAACGUGGAGUUCGACGACUCCCAGGACAAAGCAGUGCUGAAGGGAGGGCCCCUGGAGGGCACCUACCGCCUGGUCCAGUUCCACUUUCACUGGGGUUCGGACGAUGGGCAUGGCUCUGAGCACACUGUGGAUAAAAAGAAAUAUGCCGCAGAGCUGCACCUGGUUCACUGGAACACCAAGUACAAGAGUUUCGGGGACGCCGUGAAGCAACCCGAUGGGCUGGCUGUGCUGGGCGUUUUUCUGGAGAUCGGCGAUGACAAACCCGGCCUGCAGAAGGUGGUCGACGCGCUGGGCGCCAUCAAGACAAAGGGUAAGAGCGCCGCCUUCACCGACUUUGACCCCCACGGGCUCCUUCCCAACAGCUUGGACUACUGGACCUACCCCGGCUCCCUGACCACGCCGCCGCUCCUGGAGUGCGUGACCUGGAUCGUGCUCAGGGAGCCCAUCAGCGUGAGCAGUGAGCAGAUGAUGACGUUCCGACAGCUUAGCUUCCACGGGGAGGGGGAAGCCGAGGAGCCCAUGGUGGACAACUGGCGCCCGGCACAGCCCCUGCACGACCGGAAGGUCAGGGCUUCCUUCAAAUGAGCGGGUCCCGGGCCCAGCGUCCCCGGGGACCGCGAGUCUGUGGUCUCCCUGCGGCCGAGCUCGGACCCUGGCUGCGCGGAGCCCCCAGACCCAGACCCUUCACCUCUCGCCCGAGGAGAGUCCUGUGAACGUGGGAAGAGCCGGGGCAGCUGUCGCUCUUGAUAGCCUCGCCGUGGCGGGCGCUUCGCUUGGGUGGUGGCCUUUCUGUGGGGAAUAUAACUAAAGGGGUGGGAAGAGGAGCCUGACUUGCUCGCGGUGCUCGCACUGAGAUGCCGCCGCCAAUAAACGGGAAAGCGCACUGAGCUCGGAUCCGUUCCCUGAGCUGCGGGGCGAAAACCAGGGAGGCCAGCGUCCCGACCCCGAGAUGCCGUCCGGCAGGGAAACGUGAGCCUCCGCGUACCUCCGAAGCCAGGGGCCUCCGGUGUGAAUCCUGUAGUUCAGCGGCUCUGGAACCACAGGGGUGCGAGCCGGGCGCCUCCUGUGCAGAUCGGUACAACUACAGUUGUGACACAGAGUAAACGUCCACCCAGAUACUAUAUCCUAAAUAGAUGCUGUAUUUU
Molecule: messenger RNA, 1424 nt
Organism: Miniopterus natalensis
Lineage: Eukaryota; Metazoa; Chordata; Mammalia; Chiroptera; Miniopteridae
Source: RefSeq, a predicted model, not a curated record